Molecule: messenger RNA, 1908 nt
Organism: Sporothrix brasiliensis 5110
Lineage: Eukaryota; Fungi; Ascomycota; Sordariomycetes; Ophiostomatales; Ophiostomataceae
Product: AMP-binding protein domain protein
Exons: 2
Coding region: 1-1908 (635 amino acids)
Source: RefSeq, a predicted model, not a curated record
AUGUCUGGUCCCCAGUCCCGUCUCGGGUCGGUUCUGAGGCACCUUGUUGGCGCCAACGGCUCCGCUGACCCUGCGGCAACUUCUACCGCCUCCACAGCGUCGUUGCCCGUCUUCAAGCACGUCCUCACGCCGACGACUUUCCUCGAGCGUGCCGCUGCCAUCGAGCCCGAUGCCGAAGCCAUUGUCCACAUCACCGCCAAUGGCCGCACUCUUCGCCGCAAUUAUGCCGAGUUUGCCGACCGCGCCCGCGGCCUCGCCUGGUACUUUGCCCACCACGGCUACCGCCGCAUCGGCAUCCUUGCCCCCAACACCCCGGCGUUCCUCGAGACCAUCUUUGCAUCGGGUGCCGCAAACGCCGUGCUGGUCCCGGCCAAUUACCGCCUCAUCGCGGCCGACGUCGCCUACAUUUUUGACUUUGCCGAUGUCGACAUUAUUGUGGCCGACGCCCAGUGUGCGCCGCUGCUCACUGAGGGCAGCCAAUGCUAUGCGUCCAUUCACCCGACGGUGCCAAUUCUGGUCGACGACGACGUUGAUACAACCCAAGGCGAGCUGCGAGGUGCCUUUGACACGGCCGUGCUUGAGGGCCUGCAGUUUGAAGCGCACCGCCCGGACGCUGAGGACCGCACCUGGGCCGGCCUGCACCGGUUUGUGGCCGCCCAGCCAGGCUACAAGCCGGUGGAUGAGGAUGACACCAUUGCAAUCCCGUUCACGUCGGGGACCACGGCGAAGCCCAAGGGCGUCGAGUAUACGCACCGCGGCGCGUACCUAGCGGCGCUUGCCAACGUGGCCGAGGCAGGCCUCAACGCACAGGACGAUCACAACGACAGCGGCAGUGGCAGCAAGCCUGAUCGUUGCCGCUACUUGUGGACCCUGCCCAUGUUCCAUGCUGUUGGCUGGACGUUCCCCUGGUCCGUGUGCGCCGUGCGUGGCACCCACGUGUGCCUGCGCAAGAUCGACUACCCCCUGAUCUGGAAGCUGCUGCGCGAGGAGGGCGUCACUCACUUCAACGCAGCGCCGACCGUCAACACGCUGCUGUGUGCGGCGACAGAGGCUACGCGGCUGGAGCGCCCCGUCAAGGUCACUGUGGCCGCGAGCCCACCGACCGCCCACCUAUUUGAACAGAUGACCAAGCUGAACCUCCAUCCGGUCCACGUUUACGGCAUGACCGAGACCUAUGGCCCGAUCACCCGCGGCUACAUCCUCCCCUCGUGGAACAGCCUGCCCGGCCAACAAAAGUUUGAGCGCAUGGCCCGCCAGGGGCACGGCUUCUUGACCAGCAUGCCGGUGCGCGUCAUCAAGACCGACGAGGACAGCAACCCCGUCACGACCACCAACAAAAGGGGCGAGGUCACGUAUGUCGACGUACCGCGCGACGCCCGGACCAUUGGCGAGAUUGUCUUCCAAGGCAACAUUUGUGCCAAGGGCUACUUCAAGGACCCGGCCGCCACCGAAAAGCUGUUUGCCGGCGGUGUGCUGCACUCGGGCGACUUGGCGGUCAUGCACCCCGACGGCAGCGUGCAGAUUCUCGACCGUGCCAAGGACAUUAUCAUCUCGGGCGGCGAGAACAUCUCGUCCGUGGCGCUCGAGAGCAUUCUGGUCCAGCACCCGGACGUGCUCGAGGCCGCGGUCGUGGCCGUACCCGACUCGCACUGGGGUGAGCGGCCCAAGGCGUACCUGACGACGAAGCCGACGGCCGAACCGGGUCGCCCCGGUACGCCUCUGGUUAUUGACGAGCAGGCAUUCCUGGACUGGGUCAGGCACCAGAGCGGCAUCAGCCGGUUUAUGGUGCCGCGCGAGAUGGAGGUCGUGACCGAGCUGCCCAAGACGAGCACCGGAAAGCUGCAGAAGAAUGUACUGCGGCAGUGGGCACUCAAGGGUGCACCAGACAAUGUCAAGGCAGCGCACUGA